This is a messenger RNA of Sordaria macrospora k-hell, 3237 nucleotides long. The record is from RefSeq and is a predicted model, not a curated record. NCBI's taxonomy places the organism in Eukaryota, Fungi, Ascomycota, Sordariomycetes, Sordariales, Sordariaceae.
AUGCUGUCCCGACAGCGCAUCCCGCGCAUCCUCGCGUCGAGGACCUCGCUCGCACAUUCGAUUAGGUCUUCCAGCUUGACCACUUCCUCGAUACGCUCUCUCGCUGCGGCUGGGCAACAUGUCGUGACCCGGCCCCGACACGAAAGGCCGACGAACCUCUCGAGUUUCUCGACCUACACUGCUUUGGGGAAGAAGAACGACAAGGGCUUUUUCGACAACUCGAUUGAGCCGCUAACAGAGGAGGAACGCAAAGCAAACGUUGAGCACACCGAGGCCGAGUCAAAGGAGGCCGAACCAAAACGGGCCAAGUCCAAGUCCUCGACCUCGGAUGCCCCGGCGGCGCCAGAAGAUGGAAAGGCUAGCGCUGCUGGCGGUUCCUCUGCCGGCUCGGGCUCGGGCGCAGACGGUGGUUCCGGAGACGGUGGCAAGCGAGGCCGCAAGCCUGGUGAUAAGGCAUUGGCGAAGCCCGUUGUACCAGAGAUCUACCCCCAGGUCAUGGCGAUCCCUAUAGCGAAGCGACCGCUCUUCCCCGGGUUCUACAAGGCCAUUACCAUCAAAGAUCCCAAUGUGGCUGCUGCUAUUACAGAAAUGAUCAAGCGCGGACAGCCAUACGUGGGAGCUUUCUUGUUCAAGGACGAGAACGCCGACGACGAUAUUAUCCGGAACCGCGACGAUGUCUAUGACGUCGGUGUCUUUGCUCAGAUUACCAGCGCUUUCCCCAUGAACAACCAGAACGGCGAGGGUGCUAGUCUCACCGCGAUCCUUUACCCCCACCGGAGAAUCAAGCUGUCGGAGCUUAUUCCUCCUGGCUCGCCAGAGGCUGCUUCACUCGACGGUGCGAAGGAGGGUCCUGCCCCUGAGCCAGUACCCGAGCCGAUUCCCAAGGUGACCGACGAGUCCGAGCAAAAGGGCGACGUGGUGGCGAGCUUUGAAGAAAGCGCCGUGACACCCAGGCCCGAAUCAACCCAGAAGCCCUACGAGCCGACAUCGUUCCUCAAGAAGUAUCCUGUCAGUCUUGUUAAUGUAGAGAAUCUGACGGAGGAACCCUACGACCCCAAGAGCCAAGUUAUCAAAGCCGUUACGAACGAGAUUGUAAACGUGUUCAAGGAGGUCGCCAGCAUGAACAGUCUCUUCCGGGAUCAGAUUUCCACCUUUAGCAUGAGUCAAUCGACCGGCAAUGUCAUGGCUGAGCCAGCCAAGCUUGCUGAUUUUGCCGCUGCUGUUAGCGCCGGCGAGCCUGCUGAGCUUCAGGAGGUUUUGUCCAGCUUGAACGUAGAGGAAAGGAUGCACAAGGCUCUUCUUGUCCUGAAGAAGGAGCACGUUAACGCUCAGCUUCAGUCCAAGAUUACCAAGGAUGUAGAGCAGAAGAUCACCAAGCGUCAGCGUGAAUACUGGCUCAUGGAGCAGAUGAAGGGUAUCAGACGUGAGCUUGGUAUCGAGUCUGACGGCAAGGACAAGCUCGUGGAAAAGUUCAAAGAGCUCGCUGACAAGCUGGCUAUGCCUGAGGCCGUGCGCAAGGUGUUCGAUGACGAGCUGAACAAGCUUGCCCACCUUGAGCCUGCCGCUUCCGAGUUCAAUGUUACGCGUAACUACUUGGACUGGCUCACCAACAUUCCUUGGGGCCAGAGCAGUGCCGAGAACUUCGACAUCUUGAACGCUAUGAAGGUUCUGGAUGAGGAUCACUACGGUCUCAAGGAUGUCAAGGAUCGUAUUCUCGAGUUCAUUGCCGUCGGCAAGCUCCGCGGCACCGUCGAGGGCAAGAUUCUCUGCUUUGUCGGUCCUCCGGGUGUCGGUAAGACUUCCAUUGGCAAGUCUAUUGCUCGCGCGCUUGGUCGCCAGUACUAUCGCUUCAGUGUUGGCGGUCUUACCGAUGUUGCCGAAAUCAAGGGUCACCGCCGGACAUACGUUGGUGCCCUUCCCGGCCGUGUCAUCCAGGCCCUCAAGAAGUGCAAGACUGAGAACCCCUUGAUCUUGAUCGACGAAAUCGACAAGAUUGGUCGUGGCUAUCAGGGUGAUCCUUCUUCUGCACUCCUCGAGCUUUUGGAUCCCGAGCAGAACGGCUCUUUCUUGGAUCACUACCUGGACGUCCCUGUUGAUUUACUUUCCGGAUACGUCGCCGACGAGAAGAUGGCCAUUGCCGAGAAGUAUCUUGCUCCUCAGGCGCAGGAGAUGGCUGGUCUCAAGGGCGUUGACGUGCAGCUAACAAAGGACGCGAUUGAGGAGCUCAACAAGUCCUACUGCCGUGAGUCAGGUGUCCGCAACCUCAAGAAGAAGAUCGAGCAGGUUUACCGCAAGUCGGCCUUGAAGAUCGUUCAGGACCUUGGCGAGCAGGCCCUUCCCGAGUCUGAAGCUCUUACCGAGGAGGGUAAGGCUGCCCAGAAGGAGACGGAGAAGAAGAAGAGCGAGGAGGCCGAGUCCGACGAGACCAGCAGCCCGAAGGCCGCCACCGAAGCUUCUGAGAAGGAGACCACGGAGAAGCCUCGGGUCGCCAUGAAGAUUCCCGAGGACGUCCAUGUCGUUAUUAACAAGGACAACCUCAAGGACUACGUUGGACCCCCGAUCUUCACUUCUGACAGGCUCUAUGAUGUGACACCUCCUGGUGUUACCAUGGGUCUGGCUUGGACCUCCAUGGGUGGCGCUGCUAUGUAUGUCGAGUCUAUCCUCCAGAGCGCGCUCACCCCCAAGAGCUCACCAUCUCUCGAGAUUACCGGCAACCUUAAGACGGUCAUGAAGGAGUCUUCCGCCAUCGCCUACUCGUACGCCAAGGCAGUCAUGGCCAAGGACUUCCCCAAGAACCGCUUCUUCGACAAGGCCAAGAUUCACGUGCACGUCCCUGAGGGCGCUGUACAAAAGGAUGGUCCUUCGGCCGGUAUCACCAUGACGACUUCUCUGUUGUCGCUUGCGCUCGACACUCCUAUUAACCCCCAGAUCGCUAUGACUGGUGAGCUUACUCUCACUGGCAAGGUGCUCCGCAUCGGUGGAUUGAGGGAGAAGACUGUGGCUGCUAGGAGAGCUGGCUGCAAGAUGGUCGUGUUCCCCGAGGACAACAUGUCUGACUGGCUUGAGCUUCCUGAGAACGUCAAGGAAGGUAUUGAGGGCCGGCCCGUGUGCUGGUACUCUGAUGUCUUUGACCUGAUCUUCCCCAACCUCGACCGUGAGAAGGCCAACACGAGCCGUAUCAUCGAGGACGAUAAGUCCGAGAAGGAGAAGUCCAAGAAGAACGACGACGACGAUUGA